Messenger RNA from Sporisorium graminicola, 3486 nucleotides. RefSeq lists its product as uncharacterized. The transcript has a single exon. The record is from RefSeq and is a predicted model, not a curated record. NCBI's taxonomy places the organism in Eukaryota, Fungi, Basidiomycota, Ustilaginomycetes, Ustilaginales, Ustilaginaceae. Bases 1 to 3486 code for a protein of 1161 amino acids. Gene Ontology annotation, molecular function: copper ion binding; oxidoreductase activity.
AUGGCCCUGGUCGCCUUGGCCAUUUCCCUCUUUGCCGGUUGUCCUGGCUGCCUGUCUGCGGCCAUCCCAGUCGCUCCUUUGGAAGUCGGCGACGAUAAAACCGCGAAGCGAGCCGGAUCGCUCUUUAACAUCCUGGAGAAGGAUCACCGUGAGCUACUCCGCAAGCGACACGAGCUCAUCUCUUCGGGCUCCGUGGCGACCGGUUUCGUCCACCCCACACAUCUCUACCGGCGCGAUGCCGACGCUCUCCCGCCUCCAGACAAAUCGUACAACUUGACCGUCACGCAAGGGAUCAUCAGCCCCGACGGCUUCGAGAGGCUCGGCUUCCUCAUGAACGGCAAGUUCCCAGCUGACCCCUUCGUCUGGGACGAGAAUGACGACGUUGAGAUCACGGUGAACAAUCAGGGUCCCGUCCCCUUUGCGAUCCACUGGCACGGCAUCCACCAGAUCGGCACUCCGGAGAUGGACGGUGUGCCCGGCUUGUCGCAGUGGAACAUCUACACGGGCGAGUCUUACACGUACCGUUUCAAGCUGAUCAACCAGCAUGGCGGCUACUGGUAUCACAGCCACGAGCGAGGCUACUACGCGGACGGCUUGCGCGGCACCAUCUACAUCCGACCCAAACCGGAUCGCAAGAAGCCGUGGAGCUUGAUAAGCGAGGACCAGGACGACAUCGACCAGAUGGAAGCCGCCGAGAACGAUUUCCAGAUCAUGUCGCUUUCCGAUCACUGGCACAUCAACCAUACCGACAUGCUGUUGGUCGUGCACGAGACAGGUGUUCCGCCCGCUUGUUUCGAUUCGCUCCAGAUCAAUGGUCGGGGUCGGCAGUACUGUGUAGACAACUGGUCGUCAGUAAUGUCACCAGUGCAGGCAAGCUUGCUGAAAAACUUCAGCUCCACCAAUCCAGAAGGCAUCACCUCGAAGGGAUGUAUCUCGCUCGUGCCACCCAAAGAUGGAUACACGGUCAAGGGAACACUCGACACGAGAUAUGGCGGCAUCUGCCAGAACACGACGGCGCCCCUGACGGUCUUUAGCGCUGCCAAAGCCAUCAAGGAGGGUCGACGAUGGCUCAACCUUCAGAUCAUCGAUCAAGCAACAAAUUGGUAUUAUGGCAUCAGCGUUGAUGGUCACAGGAUGUGGUUGGUGGCUGUGGAUGGCCACUACAUCCAUCCGAUGAAGGUUGACUGGGCGCAGAUCACGAUCGGAAGUCGAAUGAGCGUGAUGAUCGAGCUGGAUGCGGAUCUCGAUGGCAACAUCUUCCCCAUUCGUCUCACGGGUGCUCGUGCGCUGCAAGCCAUCGAGGGGCACGCUUUUCUCUCGUACAUCGAUGGGGUGGAUGGUACGUGGAAUCCUGGGAUCGAAGAAGACUUUGGAUAUGCGAUGCGUACUCUCUCCGAUGCCCACGUACCUAUGAGUGGGUUCGUUGUUGAUCCAUCGGUGGUCAAAUGGCAGCAAAACCUUAGCGAGCCCUUUGACCCCAUCAGCAACGUUCCCCAGACGUCCAGCAUGACGCUGCAUGCGGUGGCAUCUCAGAACAGCCUCAACGUCUGGCAGGUGGCGACCAUGCCGCUCGACACGGCCCAUCUGGCCGACGAACGACCGAUGCUCUUCAACGCCACCGACGGCAACGUCACCUCGAAUCAGAUGACGCCUUACGCUGCCAUUCCUUUCGGCACGGUUAUCGACAUCAUCAUGGAGAACAACAUCUACUCGAUUGUGGGCGGUCCCAACAGUCCUCACCCAUUCCAUAUGCACUCACGACGCUUCUGGAUCAUCGGCAGCGGUGCCGGCCCCUUCCCUGCCGACACCGUCGCGGAAGCGCAAGAGCAAGGUGUUGUCUUCAAUCUCGAUAACCCUCCUCUGAGAGACGGAUUCGACAUCGAUUCCAACUCUUGGGUCGUCAUCCGCUACGUUGUCGACCAUGCUGCGGCCAACAUCCUCCAUUGCCACAUCGACGACCACGCCAUUGAAGGAAUGGCAGCGGUGCUGCUCGAAGGUCUCGAAAAGAUCCCUGAUGGCGGUAACUUUAGCGAGACGAUCAAGGCGCGACCCGCCAAAUGGAUCGAGACGCAGAACGACGAGCUUGGCCAGGUGCUCGAACAGAGUUGGGCGACCGGAUCCAUGAAUGCCAAGUACGUCGCUCCUGCUGCAACGGAGACGGUCACGCCGUGGGGUGAUCCUAGGUCGCUCGCCAACAGCAUCCAGCUGUUCGCCAGCUCAAACAGCGUUCAGAGGGUAAUCACCAGCUCGUUGCAGGAGGAGCUGAGCCUGGCGCAGGCUACAGCGACGGAGGACGUGACAGCGAUCACGGCAACUGUGUCAGACUAUCUGACGACGUCCACGGGUUCUGCUUCGGCCGCCGCCUCGGUGGCAAUCGCCGCACAAUCGACUGUUGUUGCUAUCGCUUAUACGACGAAAGUAGUGACUGCAAAGGCGGCACAGACUGUGGCGGCCGCCACUUUGGCCACGGUGAGACCGCUCUCGACCAUGACCAUUACCGUGACUGCGACCGCGCCUGCUCCGGCCACAGCCGCCGCGAGCUCCGGCGCGAUCAACGGGGCACAGCAGACGGCGGUUACUGCGAGCAGUAGUCUUACGCCAGUGAGUUUGAUCGCCUUUACGACCUUGUACAGCACUGCAGAGGUGACAUCCACGAAAGCAAGUGCUACUACGUCAGCGAUAGUCGAUGACGACGAUAACGAAGCGUCAGAGGUUGCGACGAAGACGUCGACACGUAGCUCUUCUGCGACCAGUACGCAGGCUGCUUCGAGCUCUGAUACCGACACCGAGGCCGAUGCCGACGGCGAGACUGCCGACGUGAGCAAGGAUGUGACCUCAAACGAUGCGGAUGAUGAGAGUUCAGCUGUCACUGCGUCAAGUGCUUAUCGCUCUGUGCUAAGCACUUCACGCACAGGUGAGGCCGUAGUGGCCUCGGUCGGGACCAAUCUCGCAGCGACGACCGUGCACUCAAGUUCCACGCACAUCUACUCCAAGAUCGCAACGCAGCAGGUCCUCACGAGCGCUCUCAACACGGAAGCGUCUAGCACUGCUUCUCGGGCCAUCGCGUCCAGUGCUGCUGCGAUUGCACCGACCCAGGCUUCUGCACUAAUCACGCCUGUCCUCAACAGCCUCGUCGCUGCGGCUGACUCCACCCAACUUGCGCUCUCGUCAGUGAACAGCGCGGCCAACUACGGCACGUACUCGGCGACUGCGACGUUCUUCGCCUAUACGACCUCAGACAAGGCCACUACAGCAGCGGCUCUGGCUCCGAGUGCGACUGCCGCCGAUGACGAGCUUGCUUAUGAUGACCCGGUGUUCCCAUCGACCAGCGUCGAUGCCGCGCAGAGGGCUGCUACUCUUGCGGCCAGUGCGGCGCUCGCAACAGCAACUGCUGAUGCCAGCGACGAAGAUGUGGGCGGCGAUGGCGAUGGUGACAACGGCGAAGGGACGUCGAACGAUGAGGUCGAGCAGUACACGUCCGAAUAG